AAAUCAUAAAACAUAUAAUUUGACCAGAUCGUUACAUAUAAUAAUAAAUCUAAUUACCAUAUCAUUUUUAUUAAUUUAAAAUGUUUAUACAAACAAUCCGCCCUAUAGUAUAAAGUUGCUAACUUCUCGCAUUUCACAUAAAAAAGGUAAAGCGAAGAACAAACGAUCGUCGGCCGUUGGAUCUCUCGAGAUGUCACUCUCCAGACUACACAAAUUCAAGCUCUUUGCGGCAAAUCGCAGCUUGGAGGCACCCGCCGGCGCCAGUAACCCCUCAAUGAGUCCAACGAAGAGCCCUGUGUUUCAUCUCCAACGACGCAAAACCCUGCGUACGCUAUUCGAGAAGAGCUCCGACAGCCGCCGACGGAAUCUCCGUCAGAUCCUCGAAGAAUCGGCGGAAUUUGAUGGAAACUCCGGGAAGAAGAAGAGGGGAAGCCACCGUGCGAGGCGUAAGUUGAAAGAGCUGAUGAUGGUCGCAUCGCCGUCUCCGCCGUUUAGUGGUGGGGAGGAGAUCGACGACGGCGGAGAAGCGAGGGGUGGUGUUUCGUCGGUUACGGGCGGAUCCGUUACUUCUAACGGUGACGGCAGAGAAUUAAUGACUCGACGAUUCGGUUCCUCCGGUCCGGUUCAAUCGUUUCGGUUAAGGAUUUUGAGGAAAUCUUGGCGACCAGUCCUGGUUUCCAUUCCUGAACAAUAAAAACCUUUUUCUAAUUCUUCUUUUACUGUUAAAAGGCAUUUUAUUAGAAAAAAAAACUUUUUCUAUGUUUUAUUUUCUUAUAUAGCUUUUAUAUGAAAUGUUAUAGUUAAAAAUGUCUUACUUUCCAUGGCCGUUUCUUUGUUCUGACCGCUAUUAUAAGAUUUGCAUACUAUGUAAUCGGUUCUCUCUUAACAUCGAAAGAUUGUGAAUA
Raphanus sativus (radish) is the source of this 905-nucleotide messenger RNA. RefSeq lists its product as uncharacterized. The transcript has a single exon. The coding region runs from base 191 to 694 and encodes 167 amino acids. The record is from RefSeq and is a predicted model, not a curated record. Lineage: Eukaryota; Viridiplantae; Streptophyta; Magnoliopsida; Brassicales; Brassicaceae.